AGGAACUGUGCAGUUACAUAAAUCGAGCCCACACACCCCGACGAGAACCAAACCAGACAAGCAACACACAAGAAACUUCCGCGUCAACAUUUACUCCGUAACCGAAAUGAACCCGAAGCAGUGUUCCUCCAGACUCGUCACAAUCAAGACGUCAUGAACACUUCGGUCCUCAUUGUCCUGGUGUUGCUGAUAAAUCAGGUUCUCAUAGGACAUGUAAGUGUGAGUUUGCAAUUCGAAGAAGAGAACAGCGAUGUUGAUUCCCGAACAUUACAGAAACUGAAGAAAAAGAAGAUGAAGAGACUUUGCAGUUUGCUUGCAAUGGGACGUGAGAACCCGGACCCAGAAUUACGCACACUCGUGUUUCUGCAAGUACAGCAGAUACAGGGCUCACCCUAUCCAGUGUCUGCAGACCACACAUCAGCAAAUGCAUUUGACUGUCACAGUCUUGGUGGCAGUGGCGGCAGUAGUGGGCUUCUAGGGAGCCACUUUGGAGGGGGAGGUCUACUAGGAUCUAUAUUUGGAGGAGGAGGAGGAUUACUGGGAAAUACUCAGUCUAACUUAAACCCAGAAAUUUUGGGUGAUCUUGCUGUACGUCCUGAGAGGUACCUGAGACCACUGUAUCGGACUCUGAGACCAUUAAUUCGUUUCUUCAAGAAAUGAUGCAUAAAUAAUUAUCAUACCUAAUAAAGUAACAGUGCAAGUGAGCUUUGAUUCCCAAAGAAUGUACCUAUCAAGAUAAGCAAAUGCUACCCCUGUGUCUGUCAGAUUGUACAAGGAUUUCCAGGCACACUGGUAUCUACCACACUUCAGAGAGUCAGAAAUUGCCUUUACUUCCGCUAUCAACUAUAUAUGAAAAUUAUUCAAGUGCAAGUAGGUUGUGGAUAUUAAUGUUAUCUGCAUUUUAUGUCAUUAAAUAGUCUGUUGGAGCUAUUUUUGAUAAAUUUGAUAAAGACCUACUUGAGCUUAAUGAAAUUUGGUGGUUAUAUUGGGUUAGCAUAUAUUAAAAAAUUAAAUUAUUAUGAACACUUUUACUCUACACGCCCAAUACAAAAUUUUAUAAAAUCCACUGAGUUGUUUCAAAAAUAAAACAGAAAUUGCUUCCCGUUGUGUGUUAAUUUAUGUAAUUUGUGUAAAGAGUGCAUGAACCUAUUAAGAUUUAUUGUAAAUGCGUGUGUGCCUAUGACAAGAGGCAGAAAAUGUUUAAAUUUAAAUGAUUUGAAUGGUUAUACUAUUGAUUAACACACAUAUGCAUUACAUUCUAUAUGAAAAUAGCCUCUAUGAUUUAGUCAAACAGAUCACUAUAGAUAACUGGUUAAAGGAUGUUUGCAUUCAUUCAUCAGUUUUAAAGAUACCCUAGUUGACUAUAGUUUAUUUACAAUAAUUCAAAGUAAUGUGACUUGAAAGACAAGUGUUGGCCAUUAUUGAGGAACAUUAUAACAAAGUUACUUCUUAAAAGUAACGCCUGUCAGAUGCCAUCCAUCAAGAUUGGUGAUGCACUCGAUUUAUAACGCGUUCCAUUACGUGUAGUAACAUGGCAGGUUAUAUUGCAUUAAUUUCUUCAGAAAUCAGCUGCUCAGCAGUUGAUGAACAUUUGAAGGACUUCGUUUGGACAUCGAAUAAUUUCCCAUUAUGGCAACAUUUCUUGGCCAGCGCAUUCGCCCAAUUUAUCAGUUUGUUAUUUCAUUUUAUGGGGCCAUUUUAGAAGCAAAGUGUUUGAGACAUGUCCAGAAGACUCAAAUAAACAAAAACAGAGAAUUUCUGAAGAAAUUAAUACCUAUUAUAUAAAUGAUAUGUAUACCAAAGUAGGAAGAAUAAUAUGAACACAAUUUAUGUGAACACACACAAACACAAUUUUGUAAUGCAUUAUUUUAUAGCCAUGAGAUACUGAACCAUAUUUUACUGUACCACCAUGAGGGAAAGGUUUAGCAACAUUAGUCUAAGUGAUCAUGCACUUUCAUUCCCAUAUCAAUGAUUAUAUUAGGGGGAAACAUGUGUCAAACUUGCCUCUCCUCUGGUUUAUCUUUCCUUGGCUAAAUUCCAUUUAGGACAGAAAGGUUUGGAUAAAAGGGAACCGAAAUAUAUACCAUCAGCAUUGCUCAUGUAUUAAUUUUAGUAAUUAAUUGAUUUUGUUUACUGAUUAUGAUCGUGCCCACCUUCUUUUUCUUCUGGCAUUGUUUCUAUUUAUGCAGGUCAAUGAAUCCUGCCUAUAUCUUUAUAAAAUAAACCCAAUAAUCUUAUGAUGAAUGGUAGAAGAAGGUAUAUAUGUAAUUAAUACACUUGGACAUGUAGAUGUGUUUCUAUUUCCAUAAUGUGACAUUUUCUGUAAAUUCUUAAAGUACAUUUAGUAUGAUGACAUAA
This is a messenger RNA of Zootermopsis nevadensis, 2358 nucleotides long. RefSeq lists its product as uncharacterized. NCBI's taxonomy places the organism in Eukaryota, Metazoa, Arthropoda, Insecta, Blattodea, Termopsidae. The record is from RefSeq and is a predicted model, not a curated record.